Molecule: messenger RNA, 3391 nt
Organism: Hypomesus transpacificus
Lineage: Eukaryota; Metazoa; Chordata; Actinopteri; Osmeriformes; Osmeridae
Product: activin receptor type-1-like
Biological process (GO): cellular response to growth factor stimulus; protein phosphorylation; heart development
Cellular component (GO): BMP receptor complex; plasma membrane
Molecular function (GO): transforming growth factor beta receptor activity, type I; ATP binding; SMAD binding
Source: RefSeq, a predicted model, not a curated record
CGUAGCAGCCAGCCAACUUCCUCCUCAACACAGAGCUGCCUCACACACUGACGGUCUGCCUUCGGGACUCGAUACACAGCAUGCCAAGUUACAGAAUCAAACUUUAGGUUCACUUUGGAUUAUGAAUACCGCCUGAAAUCAGCAAUAUUUGAUUGGUUUGGGGACGAAGGCAAUGUCGGCUCAACCUGGAGUCUUUUUUUCCAGCAAAACAAAAACGGCAUUGUCGGUAGAUUUUCGAGAGAUGGCAGAGUAGCAUGAUCUGUGCUAUAAGCACACUGCUAAACGACCGCAAGUCUCUGAAGCGCUUCAAACUCAUGCGAGGUUCACCAUGGCAGACCGCCCCACGCUUCUCCUGGUCUGCAGUCUGAUGCUGCUCCCCUCGUCCACACCGCAAGAUACAGGGAUCGUCAGCAACAGCGAGUGUGUGUGUGAUGGUCAGUCAUGUGAUGGUCGAGGGCGCUGUUUCAGCCAGCAGUGCUUCUCUUCCCUCUCCUUCCACAACGGGAAUCUGCUCCAGGAGAAAGGGUGCAUUGUGGGUAGCGGUCAAGGGCCCAUAAGCUGCACAAACCACCCUUCCCCGGACCUGGUGGUAGAAUGCUGCCACGGCGACCUCUGUAACCAGAAUGUCACCAUGGAAACCCCAACGAGAGACGAGGGCGCCCCCCCCGGCCGGCCGGUCUUGACGGAGCAGGAGUGUGUGUGUGAGGGUGGGCGUUGCCACGGCGCCCAGCGCUGCCUGGGGCAGCAGUGCUUCUCCUCUCUGAACACGACGGAGGGCGGGGCCACGGCGGGGGGCGGGGCCACGCUGCUCCAGAGGGGCUGUCUGAGGGCCGACGCCCACGCAGCCGCCUUCUGCGCCACGCCCCCCUCGCCACGCUACGCUGUCAGCUGCUGCCAGGGUCACCUGUGUAACAUGAACAUCACUGGGGAGAGCUCCAGCAAAGGGGAGGAAGUGAGGCCGGUGGUGCGAGAGCAGGAGUGUGUGUGUGAGGGCAGCUCCUGUGGGAGCAGCCAGCGCUGUGUGGGACACCAGUGCUUCUCCAGCCUGACGCUGAACGCAGGCAUCCUGGUGUACCAGAAGGGCUGCUUCAAGGUCUACGAGCAGAGCAGGCUGACCUGCAAGACCCCCCCCUCCCGCGACCAGAUCGUCGAGUGUUGCCACGGCCACCUGUGCAAUAUAAACAUCUCGGUGGCGCUUCCCGUCCAAGCGAGCGACGUGCCCAGCUACAGUGUGAGCACCCUGGCCGUGGUGAUCGCGGCGCCCAUCCUGGUGCUCAUGGUGCUGUCAGCCGCGGCCAUGCUGGUGUUCAGACGGAUCCACCAGCACCAGAUGGAGAGACUGACGGCCCGCGACGCCGAGUACGGCACCAUCGACGGGCUGAUCGCCUCCAACGUGGGAGAGAGUACCCUGGCUGAUCUGCUGGAUCACUCCUGCACAUCAGGAAGUGGCUCAGGGCUUCCGUUCCUCGUCCAGAGAACCGUCGCCCGACAAAUCACCCUCAACGAGUGUGUGGGUAAGGGGCGCUACGGGGAGGUGUGGAGGGGCCUGUGGCAGGGGGAGAGUGUGGCUGUGAAGAUCUUCUCCUCCAGAGACGAGAAGUCCUGGUUCAGAGAGACUGAGAUCUACAACACCGUCCUACUCAGGCACGAGAACAUCCUGGGCUUCAUUGCGUCUGACAUGACCUCCCGUAACUCCAGCACGCAGCUGUGGCUCAUCACCCACUUCCAUGAGAUGGGCUCCCUGUAUGACUACCUCCAGCUCAGCACCCUGGACACUUCGGGCUGCCUGCGCAUGGCCCUGUCCAUUGCCAGUGGCCUGGCUCACCUGCACGUGGAGAUCUUUGGCACCCAGGGCAAGCCUGCCAUCGCACACAGAGAUCUGAAGAGCAAAAACAUCCUGGUUAACAAGAACGGCCAGUGCUGCAUCGCUGACCUGGGUUUGGCUGUGAUGCAUUUCCAGGACACCAACGAGCUAGAUGUUGGUAACAACCCCAAGGUGGGCACCAAGCGCUACAUGGCUCCUGAGGUGCUGGAUGACUCCAUCCAGAUGGACUGCUUCGAGUCCUUCAAGAGGGUGGAUGUCUGGGCCCUGGGCCUGGUACUGUGGGAGGUCGCCCGGAGAACCGUCAGCAACGGCAUUGUGGAGGACUACAAGCCCCCCUUCCACGACGCGGUCCCCAGCGACCCCAGCUUUGAGGACAUGAAGAAGGUGAUCUGUGUCGACCAGCAGCGACCCAACAUCCCCAACCGCUGGUUCUCUGAUCCGACUUUAACUUCCAUCGCUAAACUCAUGAAGGAGUGCUGGUUUCAGAACCCGUCAGCCAGGCUAACAGCACUGCGCAUCAAAAAGACUCUGACAAAGAUCGACAACUCUCUGGACAAAAUCAAAGUGGAUUGCUGACUCUUUCCUGAGGGGGAACCAUGCUGAAGGCCUUUAAGAUGUUCCCUCAGGGGGAACCAUGCUGAAGGCCUUUAAGAUGUUCCCUCAGGGGGAACCAUGCUGAAGGCCUCUAAGAUGUUCCCUCAGGGGGAACCAUGCUGAAGGCCUUUAAGAUGUUCCCUCAGGGGGAACCAUACUGAAGGCCUUUAAGAUGUUCCCUCAGGGGGAACCAUGCUGAAGGCCUUUAAGAUGUUGCCUGAGGUAGACAGAGGAAACAAGGAACUGGGAUGGGGUCAGUGCCCUUAUAGCGGCACAUGGUAUUUAUUUGAAACACUUUGCGGGACACAUUUUGGCAUCCAAAGAUGGUUUCCAGGUCAUUUCUCAGCCAUGGUCAGAGAUGGGAGAUCCCUUUACAGAUAAAAGCUGAACCAAUGGAACGCGUUCAUCAAGGAAGAAACUGUUACUUUGGAUCUUGAGUAUAUCGCUUUUGUAUAGAACUGCAGGAGUAUUGACUUUUUAGUUUAAAACAUUUCUGAACACAUUUCAUUUAUCAACAUCAUCUGUGCUUCAUCUCCCUUAAUGCACUAGCAGUCUUCCCAUUCCUUACUGGCACUGCAUAGGAGGCAUUUGGGAAACAAAUACAACUUGCCAAAAACAAUUAGCUUUUUUUGUUUUAUACACAAACUCUAUUUCUUAACUGUUGUUGGAAAGCAUUGAAAAGGGAGUGUUAUGGUUUACUUUGCAUCUCGUGCACCGUUGUUUACAUGUUGUUGGAACAAGUCUUUUGGUAAUUCAUCAAACCUGUAACUUAUUUAGCUACUGAGUAAUAGAACUACAAUUAUAGUCACUUUUAUCUUCCUGCUGAGGUGCGGUCUAACCUACUCCUGUUGCAUAAACUUUGUAUAUUACCGUACAUUUUACAUUACAUUACUACGUACCUGUCUAUUAUUUGCUCCAUCAGCUUUAUCCAGACAAAUGCUAAGAGAACAAAUAAAAUAUUAACUUAGAUGA